Alnus glutinosa is the source of this 1039-nucleotide messenger RNA. RefSeq lists its product as uncharacterized. The transcript has a single exon. The record is from RefSeq and is a predicted model, not a curated record. The coding region runs from base 358 to 927 and encodes 189 amino acids. NCBI's taxonomy places the organism in Eukaryota, Viridiplantae, Streptophyta, Magnoliopsida, Fagales, Betulaceae.
UGUAAAUCGUGUAAACCACCUAGACUGAUUUAGCUAUUUCAAAACAUCCAAAAAGAAUAAAUAUAUAUUUUCUGAGCCCUAAAUUAAAAUAAAUUUCGAGAACACUUUGGAUUUGAGCACUCGUUUAAGAUUCCGGAAAUGGAAUUAUGAACAGAUGUCAAACCAAGCCACACGCGGCACACUAUGGAGUUAGCAGAAAGAGUAUAGGCUCUGAAAAUCACUGCCAUGCAAGAGAGAAGAGGCAAAUGGCAAUCAAAGCGUGUUGAUUGACAAUUGUGACAAAAAUGCUCAGCCUCAACCAAGUUGCGUGAAUCAACUGGCACUGCACUGAGGUGAUCGAGGUCGAUCUCCAUCUAUAUGAUCCCAAAUUGCUCACUCCAUUUUCUGCAUAACCAAACACAAACUAAGAUCAGGAAAAGAAUGGGUUUGCCUUCCAAGCCAAAACCCAUGUCUUUAAUGUCGUUUCUCUGUGCAAUUCUCUUCGUUUUGAUCAUCUGCUUGUCAACCCCAUUUGCGGUUGGCGAUGACACGCCCUCGGCUUACGAAGUUCUUCAAGACAACGACUUUCCGGUCGGCCUUCUCCCCAGAGGGGUGACCGGCUACGAAAUAAACAAAAAAACAGGGGAUUUCUCUGCGUACUUCAAUGGAAGCUGUAGCUUUUCCCUUGAAAAUUCAUAUCAGCUCAAGUAUGAGUCCACCAUAAAGGGCGUGAUAUCCAAAGACAGGAUCAAGAAUUUGAAGGGUGUGAGUGUCAAGGUGCUUUUGCUGUGGCUCGACAUUAUGGAAGUGGUUCGCGACGGCGACGAGCUCCAGUUCUCUGUGGGAAUUGCUUCGGCUGACUUUCCGGUGGAGAAUUUUGUGGAGUGUCCGCACUGUGGGUAUGGAUUGGACUCUAUCAAAUCCAAUGAUUUUCUGUCUUCUUUUUAGGCGAGAAAAUACAUUAAGGAGAGGCCAGUUUCACAUCAACAGCUUGUAUGUGUGCGACUGAUCAUGUACUCUAAAAAUGCUUAGUUUUUAUAAUUUAUGGUCUUUUCUUUUU